AUGGAUGUACGCUUUUACCCCGCCGCGGCGGGCAGCUCGCUGCCCGGGGACCCCUCCAACCUGGACUUUGCCCAGUGUUUGGGCUACUACAGCUACAACAAGUUUGGAAACAAUAACAACUACAUGAACAUGGCAGAGGCAAAUAAUGCGUUUCUUGCUGCAAAUGAGCAGACCUUCCACACGCCGAGCCUGGGCGACGAGGAGUUCGAGAUCCCGCCGAUUACGCCCCCGCCCGAGGCGGACCCCGCCCUGGGCAUGGCCGAGGACGCCCUGCUGCCCUUCGCCGGCCUGGGAGAGCAGCUGCCCGCCCCGGGGAGCGACUUCACGCCGCAGUUCCCGCCGCAGAGCUUGGACCUUCCCUCCAUUACCAUCUCGCGGAACCUGGUGGAGCAAGACGGCGUCAUCCACAGCAACGGGCUGCACCUGGAUCAGAGUCACACGCAGGUUUCUCAGUAUCGCCAAGACCACUCGUUGAUCAUGAGGUCUAUCGUGCACAUGGCGGACGCGGCUCAUUCGGGGAUGAUGCCUCCAGCUCAGCUAACCACCAUCAACCAGUCUCAGCUGAGCGCCCAGCUGGGGCUAAAUUUAGGAGGCACGAACCUGCCGCACACUUCUCCCUCCCCCCCUGCAAGUAAAUCGGCCACUCCUUCGCCGUCCAGCUCUAUCAACGAGGAAGAUGCGGAUGAAUCAAACAGAGCCACUGGAGAAAAAAGAGCUGCCCCGGAUUCUGGCAAGAAGCCCAAGACUCCGAAGAAGAAGAAAAAGAAAGAUCCCAAUGAGCCACAAAAGCCGGUGUCAGCGUAUGCCCUAUUCUUCAGAGAUACCCAGGCUGCAAUUAAAGGGCAGAACCCUAAUGCUACAUUUGGAGAGGUUUCAAAAAUAGUGGCAUCUAUGUGGGACAGUUUAGGAGAAGAACAAAAACAGGUGUAUAAAAGAAAAACUGAAGCUGCCAAAAAAGAAUACUUAAAGGCGCUUGCUGCCUAUAGAGCAAGCCUUGUUUCCAAGGCAGCUGCAGAGUCUGCUGAAGCCCAGACCAUUCGUUCUGUUCAGCAAACGUUGGCAUCCACAAAUUUGUCUUCCUCCCUCAUUCUGAAUACUUCUCUUUCGCAACAUGCAACAGUGUCUGCAUCUCCUCAAACUCUUCAGCAGUCCCUUCCCAGGGCGAUUGCUCCCAAGCCUUUGACCAUGAGACUGCCCAUGAAUCAGAUUGUAGCUUCUGUUACCAUUGCACCAAACAUGCCCACAAACAUUGCAGCUCCGUUGAUAAGCUCUAUGGGCACAAACAUGGUGGCAACACCAUCUUCAUCUCAAGUAAGUCCCUCCUUGCAAAGCCAGCAGCACCAGAUACAGCAGCUCCAGCAGCAACAGAUGCAGCAGAUGCAACAGCAGCAACUCCACCAGCAUCAAAUGCAUCAGCAAAUACAACAACAGAUGCAGCAGCAGCAUUUCCAGCACCACAUGCAGCAACACUUGCAGCAGCAACAGCAUCUUCAGCAGCAAAUGAGUCAGCAGCAAAUGCAGCAGCAGCUGCAGCACAUGCAGAUGCAGCAGCAAAUGCAGCAGCAGCUGCAGCACAUGCAGCACCAGUCGCAGCCUUCCCCGCAGCAGCACUCUCCAGUGGCCUCUCAGAUCACCUCUCCCAUCCCGGCCCUGGGGAGCCCGCAGCCGGCACCUCAGCAGCACCAGGCACAGAUACAGCCUCAGACACAGACUCAAGUAUUAUCACAGGUCAGUAUUUUCUGAAGAUAAAUGAUGCUGCAACGUCGCUGUGCGUUUAUCGAGGGGGUAGGGGUAAACCAUAUUUGGCUGGAAACUGUAAAUUGUUGAUGGUUGUUAUGCAGGGAUGUAUAACAGAUCAAAUGAUCCUCUAAAGUGUCUAUUAGAUAGGCAAUAAAGAACUACAAUGUAGCUGUGUAUCAUCUUUUAGCUGACUAUAAAUCAUU
Rhea pennata is the source of this 1943-nucleotide messenger RNA. It is a transcript of the gene TOX3, whose product is annotated as TOX high mobility group box family member 3. The record is from RefSeq and is a predicted model, not a curated record. Gene Ontology annotation, molecular function: chromatin DNA binding. NCBI's taxonomy places the organism in Eukaryota, Metazoa, Chordata, Aves, Rheiformes, Rheidae. Gene Ontology annotation, biological process: regulation of transcription by RNA polymerase II. The transcript is spliced from 7 exons. Bases 1 to 1743 code for a protein of 580 amino acids. Gene Ontology annotation, cellular component: nucleus.